AUGAAGAAACUUCCUUUCAAGCCUACUGCGCUGCGCAAGGCUGCCCCGAAGCCGUCGCAGCCAGAAGAGGCAAAGGAAAGUGACGAUGACGGUCUAGCUCUCUUUCGCCGUCGAAAAGAGAUGGCUCCUAUUAUGGCCGCUGACCUGGAGCGACGCUUGAAGAAACGUCGCGCCGCUGAGGAGGAGGAAGAGCGUCGACGACUCCAGAUUACGGGAGAGAAACGAACGCGCGAUGAUUCUGAAGAUGCUAAAGACUCCGAAAUCCCCAGUCAAGGUGAACCCAGCAACGCCCACGAAGGCCCUUCAUCUGCUCAACUAAAUAACGAGACUCCCAUUGCUGAGCCGGCUUCGACACAAGAUGGACAUGAUCAGACCAGGUUCGCAUCUCUACUUCACAACUUAGGACCACCCUCUGACCAAGCCAGUGAACUCGUAACUCCUCCUCCCUCCAAGCGAUCAAGACUCGACUCAAACUCGACUCAGAAGCCGAUGCUAAGUGCGCAACUCGACGACGACGAUGAACACGACCCUUUCCCCGAUGCAUCGCCAACCCCAAGAGCGCGCCCACAGCCUAGUUCCCCAAGCCCGAUCAGAAGCCGAAGGCCAGAGCCCACGUCGGCACAAAACCAAGUCGUGCAGUCCAUCACAAUCGAUUCAGACUCGGAUGACGAGGUGAGACCAACCCAACCGAUAAAGCGACGGAGUAGCAGCAUCGAGGCCUCUACAAAGUUCCUCAAGGAGACUACACCACCAGUGGUUGCAGAAGAGGAUGAUGAAUUUGCGGAAUACAUUCGAAAAGCUCAGGAGAAUCGUGCCCGCCAGCAAGCUUUACAGUCCCCCGACACGAAUGCAUCGCCAAAGAAGGAGUCUAUCAGCGUCAUGAUUACCAGUAGUAUACCCAAUUCUGGCACCUUGGUGGCCAGAUUUUUGUUCGACAAACAACUCCGUGUUGCACGCAACGCAUGGGUAUCGCACCAGCGAAAAAAGGGUCUGCAACUCAAUGCCGAUGACAUUAUCCUCACGUGGCGUAGAACCAAAAUUUACAAUACUUCAACCCUGAAUGGUUUGGGAAUUCGACCUUGUGGUAAUGGACGGGUGGAAGCUGACGGUCUUGGCUCUGCGGGAUUCAGCAACAACCGGUCUGUGGUACAUAUCGAGGCCUGGACCCCUGAGCUUUUCCAGGAAAUGGAGCAGAACGAGGAGCUGCAACGCAGACGGGAUGCAGGUGAACUCUCUGACGAGGAAGAGCCCCAGCAGGAGGAAAGGGAGAGAUUUAUAAUCACGCUCAAGGCUCGAGAUAUCCAGCCGCUUGAGUGUAAGGUCAUGCCAGAAACAACUGUUGACACCCUGAUCGCCGUCUUCCGCAAACAACGCCAAAUCGGUCCCGAUAAGGAGGUGUCCCUUUGGUGGGAUGGCGAUCGCCUUGAAGAGCACAUCGAGAUGGAACAGGCCGAGAUCGAAGAGCAUGAUACUAUCGAGGUGCACGUUCAGUAA
Molecule: messenger RNA, 1494 nt
Organism: Fusarium coffeatum
Lineage: Eukaryota; Fungi; Ascomycota; Sordariomycetes; Hypocreales; Nectriaceae
Exons: 1
Coding region: 1-1494 (497 amino acids)
Molecular function (GO): protein binding
Source: RefSeq, a predicted model, not a curated record